This is a messenger RNA of Anolis sagrei ordinatus, 2070 nucleotides long. It is a transcript of the gene NKX6-2, whose product is annotated as NK6 homeobox 2. Gene Ontology annotation, molecular function: RNA polymerase II cis-regulatory region sequence-specific DNA binding; DNA-binding transcription factor activity, RNA polymerase II-specific. Gene Ontology annotation, cellular component: nucleus. The record is from RefSeq and is a predicted model, not a curated record. Gene Ontology annotation, biological process: cell differentiation; regulation of transcription by RNA polymerase II. Lineage: Eukaryota; Metazoa; Chordata; Lepidosauria; Squamata; Anolidae.
GCAAAAAGGGGAGGGGAGUUGUGUCGAAAGGAACCGCGCAAAGGAUUUGUAACCUCCGAAACGAGCGAUGUUAAGGGUGCGGAAACUUGUCUCUGAUUGACACUCAAACUCUCUUAAAGGCGAACCGGGUUUGCUUCCAGGCGGGUGUGGAAGCAAGGCCCGGGCCGGACUCCUCUUCUCGGGCCGCCUUCCCCUUUAAUGCGCGUCCCCAAUGUUAGCCGUGGGGCCGAUGGAGGCUAACCGCCCGCCGGGCGCCUUCGUGCUCAGCAGCGGCAGCGGCAGCGCCCCUUUGGCCGCGCUCCACAGCAUGGCCGAGAUGAAGAGCUCGCUCUUCCCCUACGCGCUGCAAGGCCCGCCCGGGGGAGCGCCCUUCAAGGCCCCCGCGGGAAGCGGAGGAGGCGGAGGCGGAGGGGGGGCCGCCCAGUUCGCGCUCGGGACCCCGCACGGCAUCAGCGACAUCCUGGGCAGGCCGCUCGGCGCCGCCGCCGGGAACCUCCUCACCGGCCUGCCCCGCCUCAACGGCCUCGCCGCCGCCGCCGCCGCCGCAGGGAUGUACUUCAGCCCGGCCGCCGCCGCCGUCGUGCCCCGCUACCCGAAGCCCCUGGCCGAGCUGCCCGGGAGGCCGCCCAUCUUCUGGCCCGGAGUCAUGCAGGGCUCGCCCUGGAGGGACCCGCGCCUCGGAUGCCCCGCCCAGGCCGGGAUGGUCUUGGACAAAGACGGCAAGAAGAAGCACUCGCGGCCCACCUUCUCCGGCCAGCAGAUCUUCGCCUUGGAGAAAACCUUCGAGCAGACCAAGUACCUGGCCGGGCCCGAGAGAGCCCGCCUCGCCUACUCGCUGGGCAUGACCGAGAGCCAAGUCAAGGUGUGGUUCCAGAACCGGAGGACCAAGUGGCGGAAGCGGCACGCGGCGGAGAUGGCCUCGGCCAAGAAGAAGCACGACUCGGAGACGGAGAAGCUGAAGGAGAGCUCCGAGAACGAGGAGGACGACGACUACAACAAGCCCCUGGACCCCAACUCCGACGACGAGAAGAUCGCCCGCCUGCUCAAGAAGCACAAGGCCGCCGCUGCCGCAGCCGCUGCAAACGCCGCAUCCUCUUCCUCCUCCUCCUCCUCCUGCUCCUCCUCCUCCUCGGCCCCUCCGGCGCCCUUGUCCCUGCUCAGCCCUUGCAGCAACGCCUCGGAGCCCUCCUGACCCCCAUGCCCCCCUCUCCCCCUCCCUCCGGCCAAGCAGGGUAGCCCCCCACGCAGCAGCCCAGGAGGCUCCGGACUGGCUGCAGUGUACAGCUCCUCUUCUUCCCCUUUGGGGAAACCAAACACCCACCCACCCGCGUGUCUGUGUCUCCGUGUCCCUCUGUGUAUAUAUAUUUUUACAGAAUAAUAAGUUAUAAACAACCCUCAUGGACCAGCCCUUCCUUAUCCGAGAGAGAGAGAGAGAGAGCCACACUUUCUUGAGUUUCUUUCCCAGCCCUCCCUUCUCCUCUUCUCCUUUUCCUUUGAUUCGGCCUCCAGGAAGGACAAGCUCUCCUUUUCAAGCCCUUGCCUCCCAGCCCCAUUGAACCUCCAUUCACUAAGGCCCCUUCCACACAGUCCUGCAUCCCAGAAUAUCAAGGCAGAAAAUCCCACAAUGUCAGAUAACCCACUUCAAAGCAGAUCUUGAGGGAUUUUCUGCCAUGAUAUUCUGGGAUUUAGGGCUGUGUGGAAGGGCCUUGAGAAUAUCAAGGCAGAAAAUCCCACAAUAUCUGCUUAGAACUGAGUUAUCUGAGUCCACACUGCCAUAUAACCCAGUUCAAAGCAGAUGUUGUGGGAUGUUAUUCAGCUGUAUGGAAGGGGCCUUAGGGUCCUUGCGCACAGCCCUAUAUCCCAUAAUGUCUAACUCAGAGGCGGCCCUAGGUAAUUUUCAACAGUAAGCAAACAGUAUUUUGGCACACCCCCCACCAACCAUUGAUAUAUAUUUUCUGUUUGUCUUGGGAGUUCUGUGUGCCAUAUUUGGUUCAAUUCCAUCAUUGGUGGAGUUCAGAAUGCUCUUUGAUUGUAGGUGAACUAUACAUCCCAGUAACUACACUUGCCACA